GCAGCGACUCAUUGGUUCCUUGUAGAGAGAGGAGCUGCACCUUCACUCACCAGAUGCGAGCUCAGCUUAUCCCCUCCCUUCCAAUUCGGCAAUUCUAUUCUGCUUCCAAUGCCAUGACCAAACAUGGCUUCUUCCUUGCCAAGCUGCUCUUUCUACUGCAACUCUCCACUAUUGUCUAGACCCACCUACUGCAAUCGAUUCUCUUCAUGUUCUUCUCUCACCUUCCUUGCUGGGUGCAACGGAAUUUCACUGCAUAGAACUCCCUCUACCUCCAAAACUUGUGCUAAGUUUGAGAAAUUCCAAGGGGAAUCUCCUCUGGACAAUAUUGAAUGCAACACUUCAUCUUCUUCAGAGUCACAACAGCUACACCAAACAAUACGUGAAGAAGAAGAAGAAGAAGAAGAAGAAGAAGAAGAAGAAGAAGAGGAAGAUGACAGCUGCUUGCCUUCUGACUUGGAGGGUGCAGUCCGGCAAUCUGGUCAAGCAAGUGCCUCUUUUGUGUCUUCAGGAGGAAUGAGAGCUAUAGUUGAGCUCCUAAUCCCACAGUUGCAGUUUCUUGAUGAAGAAGGUGCCCAAAGUGAGCUUUGGGAACUAUCAAGGAUUUUCUUGGAUACAGUUAUUGAAGAAACAGGAUGUCAGAGAGUGAAAGCUAUAUUUCCAGAUGCUGGUGCAACUGCACUUCUUAAAUAUCGAUGGAAAGAUGCUUCUUUUGGAUUUUCCAGCUUAAGUGACCGGAAACCUGUUGAGAGUGAAGAUGAAAUGGUGGUUAUGAUUGUUCCUGAUUAUCAGAUGCUGGAUUAUGUACAGCGAAUAGCAUCUGACCUCUCUGAUGACCCGCCAAGGCCUCUUGUUAUGUGGAACCCACGUCUAGUUAGUGAAGAUGUUGGUGUUGGAUUCAAUGUUCGGAAGUUAAGGCGGUACUUUUUAAGUACAUUCACAACAGUUUACUCAAUGAGACCAUUGCAGUCUGGUGCUGUAUUUAGAUGUUAUCCUGGACUCUGGAAGGUGUUCUAUGACGAUAAGGAUAGGCCAAAUCGAUAUUUGCUUGCCAAAGAACUAAUAAGUCGCCCUGAUGCAGAAGAUCUUGAGAUGAUACUUGGGGUGGCAGACGACAACACAGAAAAGGGACCAUCUUUGUUUAGUAAAGCAGCAGGCAUCUUCUCCUCACUAAAUAGAUUCAUGAAUGUCAUAUCAAAAUGAUGUUCCUCUGCAUCUGUAUGAUGAGUGGACUAAAUCUCCAAAUUUGGUCAAGUUCUUUUUUAAGGUCUGCUUACUCGAGUUGUGAUUAUUUGUCAAAAAAGCAACUUAAAACUUCCCAUUGAAAAGUGUAAAAAUAUUGAAGUAGCUUAGUAGUUGUAUUAUCUAUUUCCAUUGAAAAUGAAAAUAUUAAUUUAUUCUCUCU
Messenger RNA from Malania oleifera, 1402 nucleotides. RefSeq lists its product as uncharacterized. Lineage: Eukaryota; Viridiplantae; Streptophyta; Magnoliopsida; Santalales; Ximeniaceae. The record is from RefSeq and is a predicted model, not a curated record. The coding region runs from base 124 to 1200 and encodes 358 amino acids. The transcript is spliced from 9 exons.